UGGAUGACACAGUUGGGAACCGAAUGGACUUUCGAAUGCCCCCCUGGAACAAGUUUGAAGAUGCUACUGUCCGCCCCAGUUUUCCAGAAUCACGACAGGCUCUGGAACUUCACCUGCAGCGCCACUGACGCCAAGAUCGCCAACGCCACGUGUGAGUGGAGUGACUACGCCAACGACUUCAACAAGUUGUUCAACUUUCAAUGUCCUGAUGAUGGCAUCAUAAAAGGUACACAUAUUAUUGGGGACUUUCGUUGACAUAUAUAUAUAUAUUUAAUUUUUUUCGGAAGACAAGCAGAUGAGAAAAUAUUUCUUUAAAGUUUUUAAAAAAUCUUUGAACGAUAAAAACGUAUAGACUGUCUUUAACAUUGUAGUAAAAUACAUUUCCACUUCUGUCUCCGACAAGCAUACAAUACUAAUGUAUUACAAUUGUGCUGAAAUAAAUUGAACUACGAUUUUACACACAAAUUUAAGUUACUCUUCAUAUUCCCUAACACAAGUUGAUUAUAAAACUAACGAUUUUCCUCUAUAAUUUUCCACCAAAGGUAUAGAAUCCACCUAUAAUGGUUACGACAGAAGGUACAAGUUCCUCUGUUGUUCUACAACUGGGUACAUCGCCCAUGCUUGUCAGUUCACCCCAAACAUCAAUGCUCUUGGGGGCUUCAUGAACUAU
Molecule: messenger RNA, 670 nt
Organism: Lymnaea stagnalis (great pond snail)
Lineage: Eukaryota; Metazoa; Mollusca; Gastropoda; Lymnaeidae
Source: the annotation of a GenBank genome assembly